This is a messenger RNA of Zophobas morio, 1623 nucleotides long. Its product is annotated as cytochrome P450 6k1-like. The record is from RefSeq and is a predicted model, not a curated record. The coding region runs from base 108 to 1589 and encodes 493 amino acids. Gene Ontology annotation, molecular function: monooxygenase activity; iron ion binding; heme binding. The transcript is spliced from 3 exons. Lineage: Eukaryota; Metazoa; Arthropoda; Insecta; Coleoptera; Tenebrionidae.
CCGACCUAUAAAUUUAUCGCCAGAUAACACCGUCGCAAAGUUCCGCCGAAACUGAUACCCACAAUUUUUAAGCCAACCUCACGAAGAACACACGCUCCUCACCCGAAAUGUUGGCCCUCAUUCUAACGUGUUUGUUCCUCAUCUUGUACUACCUCUACACCAAAAACUACAACUUCUGGAAGUCCCGGAAUGUCCCUUACGAAAAACCGGUCUUCCUCUUCGGCAGCUUCUACAACAUAGUCCGAAGAAAAGAGCACAUCCUCGAACGCCUCUGCAACAUCUACAACCAAUUCCCCACACCCUACGUCGGAAUGUUCAUCUUCCACCAGCCAGUUCUGCUCAUCAGAAGCCCCGACCUCUUGAAGAAAAUCCUAGUCAAAGACUUCAACAAAUUCCCCAAUAGGAAAAUCGCGGCGAACGAAAAAGCAGACCCUUUGGCAUUCCACGCCCUCUUCAUUGCACGAGAUGCCAUCUGGCGCAACAUGCGUGCCAAAAUAUCGCCGGUCUUCACAUCCGGGAAGAUGAAGCUGAUGUUUCCGCUCAUGCAAGAGUGCGUAGACGACUUGUACGAUUUUUGCGAGACGCACCCGAACGAAGAAGUCGACGUGAAGAUGAUGAUGAAGAAGUACACGGUUGAUAUAAUCUCGAGCUGCGCCUUCGGUAUUAAAACAAACUGCUUCAAAGACGAAGAGUCCGAGAUCUUGAAAGUUGCAACGAAAAUGGUGGAUUUUGGUUCAGUGGUUCGUGGAUUUUCGAUCUUCUGUUUCUUCUUUUUGCACAGUUUCGUCGACUUCUUUAAGCUGACGUUUGGUGAUAAGUAUUGUACAGAUUAUUUGUUUAACGUGUUCACGACGACGCUGCACGAAAGAGAGAAGAAGAAAAUUGUGAGGAACGACCUCAUCGACUUGCUGAUUAAUUUGAGAAAAAUUGAGACGAUUACUGAUGGUUACAAGUUUGACGACGAAGUUAAGAUGGCCGGUCAAGCGAUUCCUUUCUUUUCAGCUGGAAACGACACGACUUCUAUAACUCUAGCUUUGACGUGCUACGAGCUUGCUUUGCAUACAGAAAUCCAGGACCGGCUAAGGAAAGAAGUGACCGAAAUCUUCCAAGAAAGUGGUACUUUCACCUAUGAAAACCUCCAAGAAAUGAAAUACAUGGACAUGGUCAUCAAUGAAACCUUGAGGAAGUACCCUUUGGCACCAUUUUUGAUGCGCGAAGCCGCCGAGGACUACACUUUUGAAGAAACCGGUUUCACUCUGGAAAAAGGCGUUUCCCUUCUUGUUCCUAUUUCUGGGUUACACUAUGACCCUAAAUAUUACCCAGAACCGGAAAAGUACGACCCUGAGCGGUUCAGUGACGACAACAAGAGGAAUUUGACGCCGUAUACGUACCUACCGUUCGGGGAAGGACCAAGGAAUUGUAUUGGUCAAAGAUUUGCGCUUCUAGUCAGCAAAGUGGCUUUGGCCCGUAUUAUCAAGGAUUUUGUCUUUGAAGCCACCGAGAAGACGCCUGUGCCGCUACAGCUUGACCCUGGUUCGUUGUUUGUGCAAAACAAAGGAGGUCUUUAUGUAAAUGUGCGAAAAGUUUGAAAUUUAGAGAAAUUGAAAUACAGUUUUAUUUUUA